Molecule: messenger RNA, 1565 nt
Organism: Lactuca saligna
Lineage: Eukaryota; Viridiplantae; Streptophyta; Magnoliopsida; Asterales; Asteraceae
Source: the annotation of a GenBank genome assembly
CUCAUCUUCACAUCUUUUCCUCCCUUAAUUUGUUUUUAAGAGAAUAGUCUUUUCUUUUCUUCCUUUCUCUCUAAAUCAAUAACUGUAGAACGGUGUUCGUUGCCCGAAAGUACAUGAACCUUGAGCGUUGAGAGCCAAAAGGGAAGUGUAGAAGUACAAUUGGCGGGGUUUCUCUUCUGUUGGUUGUUUAGCUGCACUAAGCUGACAACAAUGGCGGAGUUAAUAGUUAUACGUAACCAGCUUUUCGCCAAACCCUUAUCUUUUUCACCAUCAUGUAAACUAAUGCCUAUGAUACUCAAUCGCCAACCCUUCAAAUUCAGUUAUAAUCCUCAAUCUCUUUCUCAAAGUUUUGGCAGAUUCAACCGCCCCCUUCUCAUUCAUCCGAUUCCUCGAUCUCGUCCGUUGUGCAAGAUGCAAGACUCCGAUAUGAUAUCGCAGCUGGAGGUUGGAAAAUAUAGCGACAAGAGGAAGCCAGAGAAGCGAGUGAAUGGGAUAUUCUGGAUUUUACUACUUAAUAUUGGAAUCUAUGUAGCAGAUCACAUAUUUCAGGUUCGUGAGAUUAAAGCUUUGUAUUUAUACCACAAUUUUCCUGUUUGGUACCAGUUUGUGACUGCAACUUUCUGUCAUGCUGAUUGGAAUCAUCUGUCUAGCAACCUUUUCUUUUUAUAUAUAUUUGGAAAGCUUGUUGAAGAAGAAGAAGGAAAUUUUGGAGUGUGGCUUUCUUAUAUCUUAACGGGUGCUGGAGCAAAUCUUGUUUCUUGGCUUAUACUUCCAAGAAAUGCGGUUUCUGUUGGUGCCUCUGGUGCAGUGUUUGGUCUUUUUGCAAUUAGUGUUCUUGUUAAGCUCUCGUUUGACUGGAGGAAGAUUCUUGAAGUACUUAUCCUUGGUCAAUUUGUUAUUGAAAGGGUGAUGGAAGCAGCUCAAGCUUCAACAAGUUUUGCAAGCAGUAAUAGUGGUAUGCAGAAUGUAAAUCAUAUUGCUCAUCUUUCUGGUGCUCUUGUGGGUGCGACUUUGGUGUGGCUUCUCAGCAGAGUUCCUUCUCAAUCUGUGGAGCAUCAUAAUAAAAAAUGAUUAUGCCAUUCAUAAUAAAUUAAUACCCAUUCCAUUUCAACCAUUUCUGCUGUUUUUGUUAAUCGUUUGUGUUACAUAUUAAACCAAUCACUUGCUGCUGUUUCAAUGCAUAGCACAUCCCAUAUUUUGGGUUAUGGUUACACCAGCCAACAGACUGACUUUAUCAAUUAUCAUCCAUCUGUAUCUUAAAAAAUUGGCAAAAAAAAGGUUAUCUUAAAAAAGGUCUGUUGAUAGGUGACUCUUGAGUUGUUCAUGCUACCAUCAGGCAUCCGUGGUGGAUCUGGAUCCGGAUCCAGACCAAAAAUCAAUGGGGAUCCAUUAUUAUAUAAUUAACAGCAAGGAUUAGAGUGGAUUGCAUUAGAGAGAAAUCCUUUUACAGAUCUAUAAUGUUAGCGUGUAAUUUUAGUAUCUGAUAUUUAUUUUUUUAUGUAGGUGAUUUUUGAUUUGAUUUCGAUCAUGAACACUUAUGGAGUUAAAUUUAUUUAGGAUUUUCA